AUUGUCCUGACUUUCACAGGCAGAUCAUUGUGUGUCUCCAGGGAGGGGAGUGUGGCGGCCCAUUUCUGGAUCCUGAUGUCAGUACCUGUCAGUCAUGUCGGCAGAGUAACAUCAACACGAGUCACCGAGAGUCUGGAGGUCGGACUGAGGGGUGACCAGGGGCCACAGAUGCAGGGGGUUGUCAGAGCUGAAGGAUACCUUCUUCACCUCCGGUGUCCACCUGAUAUUUAUGUUCUCAAAUCUUCCUUCCUGUUCUGGGGUGUCGCUAACUUCCAUCAUACUGAGGUGUCCAGCAUUCUUUUUUACUCUGUAGUCUGUAGCGCAAGAGUGGAGCUCAAGGCCACAGCCGGGGUCCAGAGCACACUGAGGAGCCCCUUCUGCCCCAGCUACUAUCCACCUGACACCAACUGCUCAUGGAACUUCAACUACAGCAGGAAAUGCUUCCCAUCUAGUCAUGUAAAAUACACGUUGCUUCAUGUGUUGCGUCCAGGCUGCGGUCUGAGACAGUUCUCCAGUCGAAUCGUGGGUGGAUCAGACGCCCUCAAGGGGGCGUGGCCCUGGCAGGCCAGCCUCCAAGUACAGGGGAACCACCUGUGUGGGGGCGCCCUCGUCUCUGACCAGUGGGUGGCGUCGGCGGCCCACUGUUUCCAGGACGAGCGGGGUCCAGUUCCUCCUCUGUGUGGACUGUCUCUUUGGGGAUCUUUGAUCCAACUGCACCACUUCUACAACAAUGGGCCACACGAUUACGACCUGGCGCUCCUGAAGCUAGUGCGACCAACUGACUCUCGACCCGUCUGUCUGCCUCCACCAACGCACCGUCUGGAGCCGGGCCGGAUCUGCUGGGGAGACUCCGGCGGGCCCUUGGCCUGUCAGGAGCCGUCAGGUCACUGGUUCCUCGGCGGUGUGGUGAGCUGGGGAAGUGGCUGCGCACGUCCAGGCUUGUAUGGGGUUUACACCCGGGUCACCAGACUCAGCGCCUGGAUCAAGCCAGUGCUCAGCAGCUGA
Messenger RNA from Synchiropus splendidus (mandarinfish), 1005 nucleotides. RefSeq names its product transmembrane protease serine 9. NCBI's taxonomy places the organism in Eukaryota, Metazoa, Chordata, Actinopteri, Syngnathiformes, Callionymidae. The transcript is spliced from 6 exons. Gene Ontology annotation, molecular function: serine-type endopeptidase activity. Gene Ontology annotation, biological process: proteolysis. The annotation marks the transcript as partial. The record is from RefSeq and is a predicted model, not a curated record.